UUGAAGGCCAUAGCCUUGUUUUAUAUUUGUGUCAUCAAAGACCUAGCAUAGGGCUUUGCCCAUAGACAGUAUUGAAAAAAGAUGUGUUGGUUUAAUAAAACUUAUUUUAUGAAACAAAAUCAGAGAAGGUAGCAGGAUGAUUUGAUGGAGAGUAGUGUUUCUUGGUUAUCAAAGCUGAGAUUGAAUAAGAGCUCUGCUGUUUGCCCUGGGGCAGUUUCCUUAAACUCUGAAAGGGUUUCCUAGUUGAGAAAAUGAUAUUAUCUAUUUUACCUUGCAGCCUUGUUUUAAAGUUUAGUGGUAAUAGCUAUGAAGUGUCUGGUAUUGGGCAAUCAUAGAAGACUGGUAGCUCUUAAUAUUAAAUGUUUUUCUUUUUUAGUUAUAAGGGUAAAUUAACCACGGUUGCUCCAAUGGGCAGCUGGUUGAUCCAACUAAUUUAUCAUUUAGACUUUAUGGCCACUAGGGAUUUAUUCUUUUACAUGGUUUACUAAUGUUUUAAGCCGAGCAAAUUUUUGCAUUAGGGAAAUAUGUUUGUAUUGGAGAAGUAAAUGAGGUUUUAUUUAACUUUAUUUAAAAUAUGUGCUAAUUUAUAACUUUUCUUCGUGGUAUCUUAAUAAAGACUUGAUAAAGAAGGAAAUGGAUAUAAAAUAUUGAACUUGUAAGUAUUUUGACAGAGUACAUUACUUCUUCUCAUUAAAGUAGGUAGACGAACAGAGGUUGGCAAACUAUGUUGGGUCAGCUGCUGGUUUUGUAAAUCAGAUUGUAUUAGAACACAGCCACUCUCAUCUAUUUGCAAAUUGUCUAUGGCCAUUUUAGCACUACAGAGGCAGAGCUGAAUUGCAAUACCAUGUGGCCCAGAAGCCUAAAAUAUUUACUAUCUGUACCUUUAAAAAAAAAGUGUUACUUAGAAAUUUUUUGAGUAAGUAUAUGUUCUUAAGAAUUAUGUAUUAAACAUUGUUUAAUAUUUUGUUUUGAAUUGGCGUUUUACUAAGAGAUUCAAUUUCUGAGGCUAUAAAAAGAAUUUUACAUAGCAACAAUCUUGAAGGGAAUCUAAGCAAAGAAAUCUCAUUUCAUCAAUUGAGAGACAAGAGUGUGGCCUCAAGCCAAACAACUUGGAAUCCAAUCCCAUCUCCAUCAUUACUAGUUUUGAGAUCUUGAACAAGUUCCUUACAUUUCUGUGCCAAUUUUCUCAUCUGUAUAUUGGGGAUAAUAAUAGGAUUUCUCUCAUAGGAUUAUUAUGAGGAUUAAAUGAGUAGAAGUUCUAAAGUGCUUGGAACAAUGUCUGAUACACAACAGGAGGUGCUCACUAUAUUUAGCCAUUAUCAUAAUCAUCAUCAUUUAAAUGGAAACAAAAUCCCUGGUUUCUAAUAUAUUGUGGAUACUCAAUAAAUAAUAGCUGAAUCUGAAUAUGAACAGUGAUUAUUACAGAAAAUUGUGAUGAUUUAAUUGAAGGGUUUGCAUAUUUAAUGUAAGGACUACACUUGAGUUCUGAUGACAUCUUUCCGUAAGGGAAUACAUAUUUUCUUUCAUCUUCCUCUCCCACUGCCACACUGGUCUUUCUCAUCAGGGUGAGAGAAUUAGGCUAAUUUUUUUUAAUUAGCAAUAUCUCAUCUACUUGAAAACGUGUUACAAUUUAUAAGAUUCAUAGAAAUAGACAAUGUAAAGAGUUCCCUGAGGACAGGAACCACAUCUGUAUUGUUCACUUCUGUAACCCAGUGCUUUGCCCAUAUUAGAUGCCCAGAAAAUAACAAUUGAGUUUAUGAAUGACCUCUGAUAUCUCUACAUCCUUAAUUCAGUCUUAUUUUUAUCCACUAAAAUCAUGAGAUUAGUGAAAUUGUUUAAGCACGUAAGGAUAGUUUUACUGUUAAUUUAGAUUUUACCAAUAAGCAAGAGUAGUACCAUUGGUGGAUUUAUAUGGGUUUGAUAUAUUUGUAUAAUCCAAAAGAAAGAUUGGAAAGGGAUGACAAGUUGGUUAAUUCAUUCUUAACUGAAAGACAGUGGAUAGCAUAGCACAUAAAAGCACUGGACUCUGGAGUAAAACUGCCUGUAUUUCAGUCUCGGCUAUGUGAUCUUGGUCAAGUUACCUUACCUCUUUAUGUAUUAGCUUUCACAUGUAAAAUGGGAAUGGCAGUAAUAAGACUUCCUUAUAAGGUAUAAUAUUGUACAUUUUGUGAGGAUUAAAUGAGUUAAUACAAAUAUAACACUAUAUUAUAUUGAUAUUGUUAGAUAUUAUUAUUGAAAUUGCUAAAUUAUUUGAUAGUUUUACCCAAAGUUGAGAUUAGUCUUGAUCACUUAUAAAUAAUUUUUAUCUUUAUGAUUAGCCUUUUCAGAAUUCUUUAGCUCAUCAUUAAUGACUGUUAUUCUCAUAGCAUUGGAGGUGUUGUACUGGUAAACCUGUCAGGGUCUGAAAAAUCUGCUGGAAGAGGUACAAUAGGUUCCAUUUGGUCUCUUGCUGGAGCCAUGCUCUAUGCUGUCUAUAUUGUUAUGAUUAAGAGAAAAGUAGAUAGAGAAGACAAGUUGGAUAUUCCAAUGUUCUUUGGUUUUGUAGGUUUGUUUAAUCUGCUGCUCUUAUGGCCAGGUUUCUUUUUACUUCAUUAUACUGGAUUUGAGGACUUCGAGUUUCCCAAUAAAGUAGUAUUAAUGUGCAUUAUCAUUAAUGGCCUUAUUGGAACAGUACUCUCAGAGUUCCUGUGGUUGUGGGGCUGCUUUCUUACCUCAUCAUUGAUAGGCACACUUGCACUAAGCCUUACAAUACCUCUGUCCAUAAUAGCUGACAUGUGUAUGCAAAAGGUGCAGUUUUCUUGGUUAUUUUUUGCAGGAGCUAUCCCUGUAUUUUUUUCAUUUUUUAUUGUAACUCUCCUAUGCCAUUAUAAUAAUUGGGAUCCUGUGAUGUUGGGAAUCAGAAGAAUAUUUGCUUUUAUAUGCAGAAAACAUCGAAUUCAGAGAGUUCCAGAAGACAGCGAACAGUGUGAGAGUCUCAUCUCUAUGCACAGUGUUUCUCAGGAGGAUGGAGCUAGUUAGCUGUUUGUUGUCUGUAGCCCAGCUUGAUAAUGGAACUAUACAGCUAAGAGACAAUCUCUGGCAAGUUUUUGUAGAAAAAAUGUUUCAGUGCCUAGUCUGAAAAAUAACAGUUUCAGUUCUUUGAAACUCUAAAAUAUAUUUUUCUCAUACCUGUUUUCUUCAUUUUCAUAAUGAAGCACUUUGCUAUGUAGCUGUGUACAUAUCACUACAGUUAUAGGAAGUUUCAGUCUACAGUCCAUCCAAAGGACCAACCUGCCUUACACAUCUCAAGGAAUUCAGCUGUUGAAAUCAUUUGAACUAAUCAAGGAAUAAAUCCUAAUGUUCUGGGACUUUAUUUUCACAUGUUAAAUGCUGGAAUAUAUUAUGAAAAUGUUUUCAAGAAAUCACUUAAGUGUUCAUAGACCAGUAUUUCUGACAGGUAAAAUGCUAAAAUAAGCUACCUGUAAUAAGUGUGGAUUAUAUUUUUGGGUUUUGUAGAAUAUUGCAAAUUAACUACACAAAAAAUGUUUAAUUUAUACAACAAGCAUGUUUGUGCAAAUUUCAUGGGACUUUAAAAAGAAUAAGUAUUUGAGAAAAUAUCUGGUUCACUUACACUACAUUUACUGCAUUAUUCUUUUAUAGCAUUAGGUGCCUUGUAUUUUAAAUCUGUGACAAACCGUGGCAAAUUUUUAAAGGGGAAGUAUUAUUAUAAAAUGAAGAAAUAUGUAUUUCUAAAGGCUAUAUUGCUGUAAACUUAAUUGAUAAAGCUCUGUUUAAUUUAGAGUUUUGAAGAAAUAGUCUCCCUUCAAUUAAGAAAUUUUCAUAACGGAAUGAUUUAAAUUGAAGUGACAAAGAGUAUUAUUAAAAUACAAUGUUUAUACGUGUAUUUGUGUAUUGUAGAUGUAUCAAGUGAUUUCUAAUUUUUUUCACAUAUGAAUGUGCCAGAUUACUCUAGAACUAGAUGUCUCUUCUUUAAAUAAUUUUAGUUUUCCUGAAUAAAUUUGUAAUAGUUAAAGUACCAAGUAAGUAAGGUGAGAAGGGAUUCUGUUUUUAAAAUCACAUCAGAACUUUUCCUCUACUAAGAUUAUAAAUUAAAUGUAAAAUACUCCUAAUUGCAAUUCUUAAACUUAGGCCUUACAUGUACUUAUUAUGCAACUGCUCCUGGACUCUAUUCACCAUAGAUAUCAGUAAACGUAUGUCCCAGGAUUCACAGGCUUUUGAUUAAUCAAUAUUCUUUUCAAGUUUUCUGUGUGAAGAGUUUAGUUCUCUUCAAAAUUUCUUAACUAAUCUGAUUUUUAAGAAUUCUCUUUGCAGUGUUUAGCUUCCUAUUCACAUUCUUAAAAUUGCUUUGGUGUUACCAUGAGUCUAAAAUGAAGUUUAGCCUUCCUUUUGUUUCAUUCUGAGAACUUCUAUAUUAUAUUACCUUUAAAAAUUGUUUAUGAUAUUAAAUUUAAAAUACAAACA
Molecule: messenger RNA, 4461 nt
Organism: Gorilla gorilla gorilla (western lowland gorilla)
Lineage: Eukaryota; Metazoa; Chordata; Mammalia; Primates; Hominidae
Product: solute carrier family 35 member F5-like
Exons: 7
Coding region: 2458-3018 (186 amino acids)
Cellular component (GO): membrane
Source: RefSeq, a predicted model, not a curated record